Penicillium chermesinum is the source of this 2088-nucleotide messenger RNA. RefSeq names its product ankyrin repeat domain-containing protein. The transcript is spliced from 3 exons. The record is from RefSeq and is a predicted model, not a curated record. NCBI's taxonomy places the organism in Eukaryota, Fungi, Ascomycota, Eurotiomycetes, Eurotiales, Aspergillaceae. Bases 1 to 2088 code for a protein of 695 amino acids. Gene Ontology annotation, molecular function: protein binding.
AUGCCCUUUCGAACAGAAAUCUUCCAGAAGAGAGUCGACGCUUGUCGCCGUCUCCUCUUUCUUACUGAUCCCGUGUUCGAUCGAGAGACCCUCAAAGGUACAAAAGGACAGAGGACCCCUGGGACCUGCGAGUGGAUAUGCGAAAAUAGUAUCUAUCAAUCCUGGCGCGAUGACGAAGACUCGCGAUGCAUUUGGCUGUCUGGAGGACCGGGCAAGGGGAAGACUAUGCUCUCGAUAUUUCUGACAGAGGAGAUCGAGACACGAAUGGAAGCUGUAGAGGAUACAAAGCUCCUCUUUUACAUGUGCAGUCAUCAAGACGAAAAGCGCAACAAUGCCGCGGCUAUAAUGAGAAGUCUGAUUUAUCAAAUCCUUACGAAAAGCCCACGCUUGUUCGAGCAUGUCUCAUCGUAUUUCGAGGAUUCUACAAGAGUCCAGGCUGCCCUGUCGUCGCCGCACAUUCUGUGGACCAUAUUGAAACUGAUGCUGCAAGCAAACACUGACACAAUAUUUUGUGUGCUUGAUGGGCUUGACGAAUGCGACGAUGAAUCAGUACGACUAAUCGUGGAGAUGUUUCGACAAUAUUUCCUCUCGUGUCCGAUCAAGUCCACGGGGAAGUUCAAAUUGAUCAUCGUCAGUCGGAGGGUUGCCGGGCUUGAUGUUUUCCCUCACGUGAGAUUGGAUCCUGAUAACAACGACAAUGUGAGCGGUGAUAUUCAGAGUUUCAUCUCAGAGAGAAUUUCUCGACUCCAAGAGAUACGAGGAUUCGACGAAAUUCAAGAAUAUGUUGAGAAUUCCCUUCUGAAGAGAGCCCAAGGCACUUUCCUAUGGGUGGGAUUCGUUACAGACGAGCUUAGAAAGAAGACGACGUGUACCGAGAUCGUGGAAACCCUGAAAGACCUCCCAGCCGGUCUACCUGCAAUUUACAGCCGAGUGCUGAUGCAGACUGAAGAAUGUCACCGGCCCAUGAUUGCCAAGAUUCUGCGGUGGGUGACCACGGCAGUCAGACCCUUGAAUUUGCGAGAGCUAGCAGCAGGUAUCGGCCUUGAAUCUACGGAUGUUCUCAAAAAGGGCCAGAUCAUGCUCGACUACAUCCGCCUGUGCGAAAAUCUCCUCGAGGUUCAUGAUAAAAAAAUCACUUUGGUUCACCAGUCCGUACGGGACUACUUGCUACAAGGAACCCUCGCGAGUGACCCCAUACUUGGACAAUUCCAUAUUAAAGAAGAUGCCGCGCAUUUUGAGAUCGCAGAAACAUGUGUCCAGCAAUUGGAAUGCGGCUUUUCUAGCCAAUGGAAUGGAGAAUACGAUGAGUCAAUCGGCUGGAAAUACCAGCAGUUUGAACUCCUGGAAUACGCCAUACUCCAUUGGACAGAGCAUAGGUUCUGGGGCUUCAAACCACCCGUGAUUGUCAACAAGCGGAACAACCAGGGGGAAAGUCCACUGAGUAUUGCAAGCUCGCAGGGGCACGAGGCUACUGUGAAGUUACUCAUUGAGAGAGGCGCCAAGACCAAGGGUGACGAAUCGAGUGCACUCGUGAGAGCAGCAAGCGGGGGUCAUGUAGGUGUUGUCAGAAUUCUGCUUGACAACGGAGUUAGUGUCAAUCAAGAAGAUGCGGAUGGGCAUACGGGGCUAAUCGAGGCUGCAAGAAGCGGACAGGAGGAUGUUAUGAAGCUCCUACUUGAAAAGGGUGCUGAUCCUAACAAAAGUAGCAACUAUGAUGUACCAGCACUGACAUGGGCCAUAUUGAGAAAUGCACCCGCUGAGAAAAAAACAGCUGCGGUGACACUGCUACUUGGCAAGGGAGCUGAUAUUAAUCAGGCAGAUGGGUUUGGAAAUACGGCUCUGAUAGAGGCCGUCAGGAAUCGAGAUGCGGAGAUGGUCAAGUUACUGCUUGAGAAAGGCGCCGACUAUAAGCGAGAGAACCAGCAUGGGAUGUCAGCUAUGAGGGAGGCGCGAAAGGAUAUACGGACGGAGCAUGGUGGCAUCGUGAGACUCUUGCGAAAGGCGGCAGAAGAAGAUCUGGAGCCUUGCAGAUUUUUCUGGCCUAAGGAUGAAGGCUAUAUUCCUUCGUGCUCUUGCGAGGAGUGCUAA